AGUCUCAGAUAGGCUCAGAUUCACCAAAUCCUGCGUGAGAAAGAAACUUCAUUUUUGGUUUUCCGUCCUCCCCGACGUUGAAAUGAGCGACACCACUUCUACACCAUCUUCACCCACAUCUUCGGCCUCUACACUUCCUUCUUCUGCUCCUUCUCCUGAAUUGAACACUCUAAGCCUAACAGAGGAACGCAUUCCAGUAUCAGAGGCUGAUAUAGCAGCCGCAGCGGCGCUCAAGGCACAAGCGAAUAAGGCGUUUACUAGCCAUGAUUUUCCGAACGCUGCCCGUCUGUACGGUGAAGCCAUUGAGAAGAAUCCUAACGAAUCUACGCUCUGGUGUAAUCGCGCUUAUGCUCGUAUGAAACUCGAAGAAUUUGGCUAUGCCAUCUCCGAUGCUAGUCAAGCAAUCAAACUGGAUCCGAAAUAUGCCAAGGCAUACUAUCGACGAGGUACAUGCUAUCUGCAGACUCUGAAUCACCAAAAGUCUAUAUCAGACUUCAAAAAAGUCCUGGCAUUGGAACCCCAAAAUAACACCGUUAGAUCGCAGUUGCAGGCGACGCAAAAAUUAUAUCGGAAGCUCGAGUUUGAAAAGGCGAUAGAGCUGGAAGGCGAGAAGAAUCCUGUAGAUAGAUGUCAUGAAAUAAUCGCCGAAGGUGGAUGCGAACUCGACAAGGCAUACACUGGCCCAAAACUUAACGUUACAGAUGAAGGCAAAUAUCAGAUAACCCCCGAAAUGGUUCAAAACGGCAAGACAUUACCCAAAAGAUAUGUUUGGGAAAUCGUACUCGGCGCAUAUGAACAUUUCAUCAAAGAGGAGAGUCUAGUCACCGUCAAUAUCGAAGAAGGUGUGACUUGUGAUGUGAUUGGGGACGUGCAUGGGCAGUUCUACGAUUUGCUCCAUCUGUAUUCAUUAACAGGAAAACCUGAACCACAACACUACCUGUUAAUGAAUGGUGAUUUGGUAGACCGAGGAUCUUGGUCGAUUGAAGUUAUUCUCACUGCAUUUGCCUACAAAUGGCUGUAUCCGAAAUACAUGUACAUCAACAGGGGUAACCACGAAGCAAAGGAUAUGAAUAGUACGUAUGGCUUUGAGGGCGAGGCAAAGCAUAAACAUGGCGAUCAGUCUUAUAAGAAAACAAAUGAUAUCCUAUCGCCGGAAGGAAGAAGACGUUUCUUCGUCGUUCAUGGGGGUUUAUUCAGCAAGGAUGAAGUUACAUUAGAUGACAUCCGCAAAAUACCGCGUGUUGGAAGACAACCCGGACAGCAAGGCUUGAUGUGCGAGCUUCUAUGGACUGACCCUCAAGAAGCACUUGGACGAGGCCCAAGUAAACGAGGCGUUGGUAUAGCUUUUGGUCCUGACGUGACAAAGAGAUGGUGUACUCUCAACGGGGUAUCAGGAAUUUUGCGAAGUCACGAAGUGCGGCAAAGUGGAUACCAGAUCGAGCACAAUGGUCUUUGUACAACGGUGUUCUCCGCACCUAAUUAUGUUGAUCAAGCUGGUAACAAGGGAGCAUAUGUCCGUAUCGACUCGUUUGGCGAGCAAAGUUACUUUCAGUUCGAGGCUACCCCACAUCCUCCCAUGAAACCAAUGGCAUACGUCCAAGGUGGGCUUGGAAGUAUGAUGAUGUGAAAGCCUUAGUACUUGCAUAAGUUCAAUCGAUAUACCAUCUCCGUCUUUCAGUGUAUCUGUAGACCGAUAUUGUACUCACUGACAUCUACCUGAAUAUGCUGUCCCAUAUCUCUCUGGUUUCAUGUAACUCUUUCAUAUGUUGUUGUCUAUAUGUUAAUAACGCGUGGGAGUGUGUAGUACGAGCGCUUGC
Messenger RNA from Lentinula edodes (shiitake mushroom), 1817 nucleotides. Its product is annotated as phosphoprotein phosphatase. Gene Ontology annotation, cellular component: nucleus; cytosol. Gene Ontology annotation, molecular function: protein serine/threonine phosphatase activity; protein binding. The record is from RefSeq and is a predicted model, not a curated record. The transcript has 16 exons. Bases 83 to 1627 code for a protein of 514 amino acids. NCBI's taxonomy places the organism in Eukaryota, Fungi, Basidiomycota, Agaricomycetes, Agaricales, Omphalotaceae.